AUGAAUAACACCAAGAUUCAUUUCAAAUGGGUAGAAAAGGCUAUCAAAGAAAAUUAUAUCAAAUAUUAUAAUUAUGCUGAAUUCAAAGAUGUUCAAGAAAUUUAUAGCAGGUCGGUUGCCAAAACUUUUAGAGCAAAAUGGAAAGAUACCGAUAUGGUCAUGAAAUAUUUGUAUAAAUUAUCCAUUGAAGAGGUG
This is a messenger RNA of Funneliformis caledonium, 195 nucleotides long. NCBI's taxonomy places the organism in Eukaryota, Fungi, Glomeromycota, Glomeromycetes, Glomerales, Glomeraceae. The record is from the annotation of a GenBank genome assembly.